GCGGAACGUUCCAAACCAGGGUUAAACAGCGUCACCGGACACAAUUCGAUGUUGCACAAUGUUGUGUUACAUGACCUAACCAAGGUGCAUUGGUAAGAAAAACUUCAGAAUCAUUGACUUGACGCCGUUUGUCCUAAAACAACAAGUUUUCCGAGAUGUACACAACAGCAGGACGGGUUUUCUCCAGUCUGACACGCGUGGCUUUAAUUCGAGGGAAAUUCGUUCAUAAUGCGACACCGACCGUUGGCAAAAUGAGCAGUAUGCAGUCCCUCGCUCUGAGCUCUCAGAAGUCGGCUGAGUCCAUAGAUGAAGCUGAGGAGGUAAACAGUGAGCCCAUCAAGUUCUCCACCAGUAAAGCCAGUCACAGAACUUGGAAAGUCAGACGCUCGCUGGGGAAUAACCAGGACCGCUCCUGGAAGAAGGUCCUGCCCGUCAGCCUGGUGUUCACCGGCCUGCUGCUGUGGGCCAUUCUAAGAGACUCUGGUCUAGACCUGGACGCUCCGCUGCACGAGCAUUUACCCAACGUGCUUUCAGACAAAAAGAAUAAAUCAAGUUAACAAAUGUGGGACUUGAGGUGUAUAUAUAUUUCUGGCUAUAUUUAUUAACUGUAUUUCAAAAUGUGGCAGCAGCGUAUUGCUCUGAAAACACAGAUUUAGCAGGGAAGCCGUCCAAUGCUACAGAAACUGAUGGAUUGUUUUUGACCAUGCUUUGCCUUUCGAUUUUCAGUUUUGGUUCAAUGUUUGCUUUAAUAUGGAUUAAAAUGUGAUUGAAGCUUGUUUUGUCUACCUUGAAGCUUGUUUUGUCUACCUAGAAACAAUGCAAUGUUCAAAUCUUGAAAUGAAUGCCCUUUGAAACUGGCCAUUCAAUUACUGUGCAAUGGAAUCCUGAUUUUGAACGCAUUUACACUUCCAGUCAUGUGCAUUGCUUUAUGAACCCCUGCAGCGUUUAUUUUACACUUGAGACUGGAGGAGACAUGCAGCUAACCAUGCUAAACCCAGGUCCUCCACUUAUGGGCCAAAUACCUCUGCUGCUUUUAAAUUCAGCUAUAAUUAGCACAAUCUCAGUGUAAUAGUUUAAGCACAAUUAUACUUUUAAAACAUUAAACAGUUAAAAAGUAAGUCAGGCCAUAGUUUGAGGUAGCGGAAAGUUUAUUUACAGCACAACAAGAAACCCCAUGACAUGCACACACAGGAUUAAAAGGGUACAGAUUCUAAAAUAGUUUAGCAAACCUGAGAAAGGCAGUGGAAUAUUUUGUUAUUCAGCAUAUUACAGAUAUGAAGCUCUAUUCUACAGUGAAUGAGUUGAGGAGAAGGUAAA
This is a messenger RNA of Notothenia coriiceps (black rockcod), 1317 nucleotides long. It is a transcript of the gene uqcc4, whose product is annotated as ubiquinol-cytochrome c reductase complex assembly factor 4. The record is from RefSeq and is a predicted model, not a curated record. NCBI's taxonomy places the organism in Eukaryota, Metazoa, Chordata, Actinopteri, Perciformes, Nototheniidae. Bases 156 to 557 code for a protein of 133 amino acids. The transcript is spliced from 2 exons.